Molecule: messenger RNA, 777 nt
Organism: Prunus mume (Japanese apricot)
Lineage: Eukaryota; Viridiplantae; Streptophyta; Magnoliopsida; Rosales; Rosaceae
Source: RefSeq, a predicted model, not a curated record
UACGGGCUUAAGCCACUAUAAACUUGCUGCAGAUCAAAUACCAAUUGCUUGAUUGAUAUUAUAUAUCCUAAUAAUUUCCUCUUCCUUUGAAUCUCUCUCUUUCUCUCGUUUUAGCUUGAGAUUGAGAGAGAUCAGAAGAAGAAAAAAAAAAGAGAGAGAGAGCGAUGGCUGCAGCUUUGAGUUGGCUUCUUCAUUCAGCUUGCCAUGUUUUAUUGUACCCAAAGGUCGACUCAGACUCUAAUAGGGUGAUGGGCAACCCUAACCCUAGUAAUAAUAUUGAAGGCGAUCAUCAUCCUUCAGGCUCAGGCUCAGACUUAGGAGGAGGUCAUGUGAUGAAGAAGGUGGUUUCUAAUUACUCCAAUAAGAGUGCAGAAAUAAUGCAUCCUUCAGGUUCAGGCUCAGGAGGAUUUCAGAUGCCCCUUCAUUACCCUCGCUACACAAAGGCGGACUAUGAGAAGAUGGAGGAGUGGAAGGUGGACCUGCUCCUCAAGCAAUACGGGCUUGCUUUCCAAGGGACCCUUGAUCAAAAGAGGGCAUAUGCAAUCGGAGCAUUCUUGUGGCCUGAUCAGUACUGAUAUUAUCACUCAACAAUAUUUAUUUUCUUUAAUUAAUAAUUAGUUCGUUAUCUUCUAUUGUAAUAUUGGACACGUACGUACCUACCGAGUCACACAUUCGAUCGAUGAAUGGAUAUAUGUGUGAGCAUGGCGUACCUAUUAUGUAAGAAACGUAGGAUAAGAGGCUUCUGAUUAUGUGCAUUUGAUGUGUUUUGGUCUGUAA